CAGAGAAGAGAGGAGACAUUCCGCUCCAACAGGGUUAAAGUCCCUCCCCUGCGAUACUGUUUACCACAUUAGUUGAUAAGUAACGGCUCAGUUCAUGUGAGUUUAGAGGCUGAUAAGCAUGUGAUCGUAGCUGCCCCCGGACCUGCAAUCAGCGUAAGAAGUCCCUGCCCUACAUCAGAUCAGAGUAAAAGCAUUGCUGUCAGCCGCUCUUCCUCUCCAGCAUGGUUCAGAAGGUGGCAGUGAUCGGCGCGGGGAUCUCUGGUCUGACCAGCAUCAAGGCCUGUUUGGAUGAAGGUCUGGAGCCUACCUGCUUUGAGAGCGGCCAUGACAUUGGAGGUCUAUGGAGAUUUAAGGAGAAGCCAGAGCCUGGACGUGCCAACAUCUAUCAGUCGGUGGUCAUCAACAGCUCCAAAGAGAUGAUGUCUCUCAGCGACUUCCCCCCUCCAGCUGAGCUCGCCAACAACAUGCACCACUCUGAGGUGCUGCUGUACAUGCGCCUCUACGCUCAGGCCUUCAAACUGCUGCAACACAUACACUUUAAGACUACUGUUGUCAGUGUGAGGCAGACCCCAGAUUUUGCAGCGACCGGCCAGUGGGAGGUGGAGACAGAGGGGAGAGAGGGUCCCAGGGAGACUCGUGUUUUUGAUGCAGUGAUGGUUUGUACGGGACACUACACCCAGCCUCACCUGCCACUCAGCGACUUCCCAGGUGUUGAGACUUUUAAAGGCAGAUAUUUCCACAGCUGGGAGUACCGCAACACUGAGGGUCUGCAGGGUAAAAGUGUGGUGGUGAUUGGGAUUGGGAACUCUGGAGGCGAUAUUGCUGUGGAUGUCAGUAGAGUUGCUCAGAAGGUGUACCUCAGUACCAGGAGCGGUGCGUGGGUGGUCGGCCGUGUAGGACAGGGGGGGCUCCCAGCUGAUCUAGUUGGGACUUCUCGAAUGGAUAUGAUGAAACAGAAGCUCUUCCCCUCGUGGAUUAACAGGAUGGUGGAGAAGAAGCUGGACGAAGCAUUUGACCACACAUUAUAUGGUCUGAAACCAAAACAUGGAUUUUUCGAACAGAUCCCUGUGGUGAAUGACGACCUGCCAGCUCGGAUCAUCUCAGGCCGUGUUCAGGUGAAACCAAAUGUGAAGGAGUUCCGUGGGUCCAGUGUGGUCUUCGUCGAUGGGAGCGUCAUAGACGAGGUGGAUGUAGUGGUGUUUGCCACAGGCUACAACUACAGCUUCCCCUUCCUGCCCCCAGCUCUGCAGGCUAAAAGUGGUUAUAGGCUACGUCUCUACAAGCAUGUGUUCCCUCCGGUACUGACCCAGCCUACUCUGGCAGUGGUGGGUUUCAUCCACGGCUUCGGGGCCAUCAACCCUCUGGCUGAGAUGCAGGCCCGCUGGGCUACAAGAGUGUUCAAAGGCUUCACGACCCUCCCCUCAGAAGAGACCAUGAUGAAGGAAAUUGAAAAAGAUACAGUAACCAUGCAACUGAGAUAUGCCUGCUCAGAGCGGAACCCCCUCCAGGUGGACUACAUUCCUUACCUGGACUCUCUGGCAGAGCAGGUGGGGGUUCGGCCAAACAUACUGUGGCUCUUCCUGAAGGACCCCAGACUGGCUGUGGAGGUUUUGCUGGGUCCCUGCACUCCUUAUCAGUACCGACUGACUGGACCGGGCCAGUGGGCCGGAGCCCGUCAGGCCAUUCUCACUCAGUGGGAGCGGGUGCGUCAGCCUUUCAGGACCAGAGUGGUACCAAAACCAGAGACCAGAGCCUCUUCUAGUCGGAGCGUCGUAGUGGUUAUCGCAGGUUCUGCGCUGCUGUGCUGCAUCUACUACAAUAAACACCUUCUCUCCUCUUUCUUCUCUCCUCCGGCAUUUCUCAGAUCUCCUCAAUACGCUGCAUGAUUAUGUACAUUUAUGAUAACAUAAUGAGGCAGCAGUGAAGCAGCACACUACAGCACCGUAUCUCAAAGUGCUAUAGGCAGAGCAUCUUCUUAGACUUUAAUGUGACAAUUUGAAUGAGAAAUAAAGUCUUCAAAAUCAA
Perca flavescens (yellow perch) is the source of this 2025-nucleotide messenger RNA. Its product is annotated as dimethylaniline monooxygenase [N-oxide-forming] 5-like. Gene Ontology annotation, molecular function: N,N-dimethylaniline monooxygenase activity; NADP binding; flavin adenine dinucleotide binding. The transcript has 10 exons. The coding region runs from base 222 to 1886 and encodes 554 amino acids. NCBI's taxonomy places the organism in Eukaryota, Metazoa, Chordata, Actinopteri, Perciformes, Percidae. The record is from RefSeq and is a predicted model, not a curated record.